Molecule: messenger RNA, 4205 nt
Organism: Corticium candelabrum
Lineage: Eukaryota; Metazoa; Porifera; Homoscleromorpha; Homosclerophorida; Plakinidae
Product: serine/threonine-protein kinase Nek10-like
Exons: 38
Coding region: 147-3968 (1273 amino acids)
Biological process (GO): regulation of cell cycle G2/M phase transition; protein phosphorylation; positive regulation of MAP kinase activity
Molecular function (GO): protein serine/threonine kinase activity; ATP binding; protein binding
Source: RefSeq, a predicted model, not a curated record
UCGUUUUUUCGAGCGCAACACGUCUCCCGUCGUCAGCCCAGCAGUCACCUCGACGUUUUCCAGCUCAUCUCGAUCGAACGACCCUCGUAUCUCACACUCCCAUCGCUCUGUUUACCCUCCCAUGCUGUUGCUAUCCACUUCCUGCCAUGCCAGUUGGCUCUGAAGACAAGCGGCCGUCGCGGUUGGGUUUCGACGAGCAGCACAGAGAGCUGACGCGUUUGGUCGACAUUCUCAACGUUUCGGCUGUCGUUCGAAGCAAGCCGCCCGUGCCGAGUCAGACAAAUGGACAUGCGACUCUGUGGUCGUCCGCAUCAUCGAGGGAGACGUCGCCGGCGCAUUCUGGUGUGUCUACCGGUUUGAGUGAAAUCCGAGCGUUUGAACAGUUCGGGAAGAUGUAUCAGACUGAGAGAGAGUUUAGUCAGCACUCACAUAAGGAUCUCUUUCUACAGCUCAUGCAAGCUCUUAUCAAUCAAAGACUAUCUAACAAAGAAUGGUUGGAGAAAUCGGAAUCAGAUGGUGUAUUGCUGGCUUUAGCGUGUCUUCGAAUGCUGUUGAGAGACGCAGCAUUCUUGCUAGAAUUCUUUAGUAUGGGAGGUGUCAAGGGAGUAGCAGAGCUGUUGGCCUCAUUGACUGGAUUGUAUCUGUCGUCUGUUGAGAAGCCGUGUCUUGUAGAUCAACUUAAGGAGCUGACGAAUAUUUGUCAGAAGCUAACGACCAAUGUGUCAAAACGAGAGUGGCUGGUAGCAUGUGGCAUUCACAAGUCUCUCGUCUUACUCCUUUCGUCCGGAGACGUCUACAUCCUUCAUUGCUCUCUCGUUGCCCUCACCAACUUGGCAUCCAGUAAUCAGUCCCGGGGUGUUAUUGGAGAUCUUAACUGUAUUGAAGUGCUACUGAGAAUACUGCAAGACUAUGACAUUGUUUCAAAGCGGCUUGCGUCUGAUCUGUUAAAGCGGCUCUGUGCUGAGGAACAAGUGAGGGAGCAAGUUCGAGUGUUUGAUGGCAUUCCGAUUUGUCUUAGUCUGCUUCACAUGGAAGACGUCCUACUCCUUCUCAACAUGGUUGGAAUUGUCGAGUGGCUAGCAUUUGAUGUGGACUCACGAGAUGACAUACGGUUGAUUGGAGGGAUUCCCUUGCUAAUAAGCUUGUUGCAACGUGAUUGUUUAUAUGCUCGUCCGUCGUCGUCGUCAUUUGUUGUAAGUGCCAGACCAUUGAGAACUCCACAGCAAGUUACAUCUGGCCAAAUUCCUGAGGACGAUAAACAAUCUGUAUGGAACUUUCAUGUUAAAGCAGCUUCGUGUUCUGCUCUCACAGUUUUAGUAAAGAGCGACACAAAUGCCCAGCAUAUUGUCUCAGCAAAUGGAGUGUAUGUGAUUGCUCUGUAUAUUCUUCCUCACAUGACGACAACAUUUGAGGAAUCAGUGGCAGCAAUGAAUUUGCAAAAUACAGCGUUUAGAGCUCUAAGGUUUCUGUUUUGUAAGGAACGGAAUCGUCGACUGUUCAAGCAACUCUUCCCGCCCGAUUUGUUUGAGAUGUUUAUUGAUGUUGGUCACUACAACUUGGAGUUGUCUGCGUACGAGCGAAUGACUCAGCGCAUCAACAUAAUGCAAGAGAAUGAGUUGCAAGACGUUAGAAACAACAUCAAUGCUAUUAAUCAGUUAAAAGCUCCUAUGCAUCGAGUGAGAAAGUACGACGUGAUGGAACAUCUUGGUUCAGGCGCAUUCGGCAGUGUGUACAAAGUAAAGACGAAGUCAAGAGAAUCUCACUUCAAACCAGAUGAACACAAAUACUAUGCAAUGAAGGAGUUGAACAAGCACAGUCCAGCAUUCGGCAAGACACAAAAGGAAAGAGAAACAAGUGUCGGAGAGAUCAUUGCCGAAGUGUCAAUAAUGCAGGAAAAGUUACGGCAUCCCAAUGUUGUCCGAUAUUACAGUGCAUUUACAGAGUCAGACAAGUUAUAUGUUGUAAUGGAGUUAAUCGAUGGGGCACCUCUGAUGGAGCAUUUUAGCUCACAGAAAGAGAAGAAAGAGUGUUUCUCAGAAGAACGCAUAUGGAACAUCUUCGUUCAGAUUGUUCUCGCAUUGCGAUAUCUUCACAAGGAGAAACGCAUUGUUCAUCGCGAUCUCACACCCGGAAACAUCAUGCUUGGCGAGAACGACAAAGUCACAAUCACGGAUUUUGGCCUUGCUAAGCAGAAACCGGACACAAGUGUGAUGGUUUCGGUCGUCGGUACGGUUCUCUAUCAUUGUCCUGAGUUGAUUCAAGGUGUUCCAUAUAGUGAGAAAGCUGAUGUGUGGGCUGCUGGUUGUAUACUCCACCAAAUGGCAGCUCUUGAGCCGCCGUUUAACGCUCAGAAUGUUCUCGCGUUGGCAAAGAAGAUUGCUGAAGUCGACUACAAACCCAUUCCUGUUGGUUUGUAUUCGUCACGAAUCUCUGAGACAGUAGCCAGAUGCCUUACAGCUGAACCAGACCUGCGGCCUGAUAUUGUUGGGUUGGCAGGUUCUAUUGUUGACAUUCUGAUGCUGCAUAUUGAUAAACUGUCUGCACAACAGACGAAGACGGAAAGAAGGCUAGAACAAGAGAGAAUGCGUGUCCAGUUACACAAGGACGACUCAACAUAUCACAGACAACGAUUCGAGCGUCUAUUCCACGUCUCUCAAGAACGCUCUGAUCGAUCUCUUCACACUGGCUCAACCAUUUCUAGUAGCAAUCAAAGACAAGACAGCACCAAUCAAUUAAUAGACGAAGGACAUCUCAGACAUCACGAAGUCGGAUCUUCGACUAUAGUAAGUCCACCAUGCGAGUUGGCUACAAGCAGUGAAGGUGAAGAAGGCGACGUCGCAGGCAACUCACGGGACGAUCGUCUUGCAUCGAGUGGCAAAAGUACAGACAGUGUGUUUGAUAAUCUCUUGCUCAGCGGCGGAUCACUAUCACAGGAUGCUGGUGAUGAAACGAGUGAGGCAAACAGAUAUGCAAAGGCAACGUCUCCGCCUUCUGUUAGUCUCCCGAGAUUAAAACGACUUUCUGCAACAAAACUUGGCAAAGAGGGUUUGAAGGAAAAGGACGAAGCUGCGAGAAAAUUUACUUAUGGUACGUCACCUCCGUCGUCGGACUCUCCGCAAUCGAAACUUGGGAAUUUCGUGCCUCAUCCGCCGACGAGGUCGAAGAGUGGAGGUGCAAGACGACUUCAUCAGCUGGACAGUUUGAGCAGUAUGGGAGCGUCGGGACGAGUGCAUCAUAAUAUGCCUGCACCUGUGCUUGACAGUCCCGUUGCAGCAACCCAAGGAGUCGGUCCUGUUCCUUCCCGACGGAGACGUACUCUUAGCAAUUCAUCUGGAGUUGAAUCAAUUGGCAGUAGAAAGUCUUCAGCUGCAUCUCCUGGGAUUGCAGCAACACUGACCAUUUCUCAUCGCAAAGUUCGUCAAAUCAGCGAUCCAGUCCAGCAGAUUCUCAAUCAGCUACACAAGAUUAUCUUCAUUUCUCAGCUUCCUCCUUCUCUUGAGUUGUCUCCUGGUCGCCGAAUAAUUGACAAAUUCAAACGAGAGAUUUUCUCGUCUCAAAGUACACCAGUCUAUCUCAAGUCAGUUCUUAAAAAGUUGGUGAGCGGCUCAAAAGAAGUCGUUGACUUGAGUUUUGGCUUUGGUGGGCCCGUCCUUACUGCUAGAAUAUUUGAAAUAGAGGCAACUGCAUCUACUCUUGAAGUGGCUGGUGAUCAUGCUGCUAGCAAUGCAUUGCUGUCUUCGAGUAUGAUUUUUGAUUCGUCAUCUGGUGGGAGCAUUGGUAUUACGUAUGAACAGUUACAGGUUGUAAUAGAAAGUGUACUGGUUGAUUGCGGCUAUUACGACAUGCCAUCACAACCCGGCUACAAGAUGGCUCCUCUAGCUCCAAUAGGAUCACAAGGAUCGUCGCGAAGCAGCUCUUCAUCUACUUCCAACUCUGCAACAAGAACGAAGCGUCUGUCCAACAUGUAAUGCAUUGUAAUCACACACAAACCUAUAUAUGAUGCAUCCAUUGCUGUGCAGUGGUUGUAGUGAUGUAUACAUAGGAAAUAUUGGAUGCAUUUAUUCUAUUUUUUCAUUUUUAUAUAUGGACAGUCAGAAGCAUACAGAAUGUGUAGAUCACGUGUGAGGUUAACUGAUAGAGAAGACAGAAGUUUUUGCCUUUAUAGGUAUAUUGUAUUGUAAUACAUUGCUCACUAUUAAGUUGCA